This is a messenger RNA of Aureococcus anophagefferens, 216 nucleotides long. RefSeq lists its product as hypothetical. NCBI's taxonomy places the organism in Eukaryota, Pelagophyceae, Pelagomonadales, Pelagomonadaceae. Gene Ontology annotation, molecular function: dynein light chain binding; dynein heavy chain binding. The record is from RefSeq and is a predicted model, not a curated record. The annotation marks the transcript as partial. Gene Ontology annotation, cellular component: cytoplasmic dynein complex. The transcript has a single exon. Gene Ontology annotation, biological process: transport along microtubule.
AACCCGAGUUUAGUACUCGGGGGCACCUACUCGGGCCAGGUCGUUUUGUGGGACGUCCGGUCGCCGUCGACCUUACCGACGAUGCGGUCGCCGCUCGACGCCGCCGCGCCGCACGGCCGGCCCGUCGCCAAGCUCCGCGCGCGCGGCGACGCCGUGCUGACCGUGUCCGCCGACGGCGCCGUCUGCUACUGGUCGUCGUCCCAGCUCCAGCGGCCC